Molecule: messenger RNA, 4641 nt
Organism: Columba livia (rock pigeon)
Lineage: Eukaryota; Metazoa; Chordata; Aves; Columbiformes; Columbidae
Gene: TTBK2
Product: tau tubulin kinase 2
Exons: 18
Coding region: 315-4391 (1358 amino acids)
Biological process (GO): peptidyl-serine phosphorylation; cilium assembly; signal transduction
Cellular component (GO): ciliary basal body; cytoplasm; ciliary transition zone
Molecular function (GO): protein serine/threonine kinase activity; ATP binding
Source: RefSeq, a predicted model, not a curated record
CGUUACCCCUCCCCGCGGGCGGGCCGGCGCCGUCCCGGCACUGCAGUCGCCAUAGAGACCGCGCCGCACGCCGUGGGGCGGAGGCUGGGCCGGGGGGUGCCGCUCUAGCCGUCCCCCCCGCGCCGCGCAGACCAUCCCCCGCCGCCGCCGGAGGCGCGGGGCCCCGGAGGGUCUCGCCGUGCCGCGCGCCGCCCCGAGGAGUGGCCGCGUCGGCCCCGUUCCAGACCCUGGUUCAAUGGAAGCCACUCCUGGGAUCUGGAUGGUUUCUACUGACAUAGACUUGGCAUAGCAGCUCAUCCCAUCCGGAGGUUGCAAUGAGUGGAGGAGGGGAGCAGCCUGACAUCCUCAGUGUGGGAAUCUUGGUUAAAGAAAGAUGGAAGGUGUUGAGGAAAAUAGGAGGUGGAGGAUUUGGAGAAAUUUACGAUGCACUGGACUUGCUUACUCGGGAAAAUGUUGCACUGAAGGUCGAAUCAGCUCAGCAGCCAAAGCAAGUACUGAAAAUGGAAGUAGCUGUGUUGAAGAAAUUACAAGGAAAAGAUCAUGUCUGUAGAUUCAUUGGAUGUGGAAGGAAUGACAGAUUUAACUAUGUGGUCAUGCAGUUGCAGGGUCGGAAUUUGGCAGACCUGCGUCGAAGCCAGUCUCGAGGAACAUUCACCAUUAGUACCACUCUGCGACUUGGGAAGCAGAUUUUGGAAUCUAUUGAAAGUAUUCAUUCUGUGGGAUUCUUGCACAGGGACAUAAAACCAUCUAACUUCGCAAUGGGACGUUUUCCUAGCACCUGUAGGAAGUGUUUUAUGCUGGAUUUUGGCUUGGCGCGGCAAUUUACCAACUCAUGUGGGGAUGUCAGACCAAUUUCUUCAGCAGAUACUGCAAAUAACCUGGAACAGUGUAAAAGCAUAUUCUGCAAAAAACAUAGUACUCUAUUGCCACGAGCUGUCGCUGGUUUUCGAGGAACAGUGCGAUACGCAUCCAUCAACGCCCAUAGGAACAGAGAAAUGGGUCGGCAUGAUGACCUCUGGUCCCUGUUCUACAUGUUGGUGGAAUUUGUGGUUGGGCAACUGCCUUGGAGAAAAAUAAAAGAUAAGGAGCAAGUGGGCUCCAUUAAAGAAAGGUACGAGCACAGGCUUAUGUUGAAACAUCUUCCUCAAGAAUUUAACGUCUUUCUGGAUCACAUUUCUAAUUUAGAUUACUUUACAAAGCCUGAUUACCAGCUUCUCAUGUCAGUGUUUGACAACAGCAUGAAAACAUUUGGGGUUAUUGAAAGUGACCCAUUUGACUGGGAGAAGAGUGGAACUGAUGGCUCUCUGACAACAACAACAACUUCAACCACACCUCAGUUACACACUCGUCUUACUCCGGCUGCAAUUGGAAUUGCCAAUGCAACUCCUAUCCCAGGAGAUUUGCUGCGAGAAAACACAGAUGAAGUCUUUCCUGAUGAACAGCUCAGUGAUGGAGAGAAUGGUAUUCCAGUUGCUGUCUCACCAGAGAAACUACCUGGAUCCCCUGGGCAUCAGCGUCCUCAGGAAAAAGAUGUUUGGGAAGAAAUGGAUGCAAACAGAAACAAAAUAAAACUAGGGAUCUGUAAGGCUGCCACAGAGGAAGAAAACAGCCAUGGGCCGGUGAAUGGAAUGCUUAAUGCACCGAGUCUUGGUUCUCCAAUUCGUGUCCGCUCAGAGACCACCCAGGUAGACAGAGAUGUUCCACUGGUGCGAAAGCUGCGUUCAAUUCACAGCUUUGAACUGGAGAAGCGCCUGACGUUGGAGUCAAAGCCAGACACUGAUAAAUUUCUUGAGACCUGUUUGGAGAAGGCGCAGAAAAACUUGAAUGCUGCGACAGAGACUCCUGUUGCUGCUGUUCCUCCCCUUUCUCAGAAAACGCCCAUUCCUGCUCCUGUGACUGCCCGCACAGACCAUGUUUGGCACUAUGAUGAAGAAUAUCUUCCAGAUGCUUCAAAACCUGUGUCACCUAGUUCUCCAGAACAUGUUGAUGGUGUUGUUAGCAAUGGAUUUGUAGCUGUCAACUUAAGCUCCUGCAGGCAGGAGGUUGAUUCUAAGGAAUGGGUGAUAAUAGAUAAGGAACGGGACUUGCAGGACUUCAGGACAAAUGAAGCUUUAAGGCACAAAACAACUGGAAGUCCCUCAGAUGAAGAGCCAGAGGUACUACAAGUUCUAGAGGAGACUUCUCCAGAAGAGCAGCCCAGACACGGUGGUUGGGUAGGACACAGUGUCCAUGCCAAGAACCAAACUUCAGGCGUGGAGUUUGCUCUAGCCGUGGAGUGUCAUCCUACUGCUUCUGAACAGCUUACAGAUAAAUUGGAACUUCUGUCCGGAGCUGCUGGACAGCUUCUUGCAGCCACACCUACAAGUCCUAUGGAAGCUCAAGCAGAAGGAGCACUCACUCCGCUCAACUCAUCUCAUAUGCUGCAUUUCUCCACUCCAAGAAUUUCAAGCCCCAUCCUCCGCACCAUGAGCCCUAUAGCCUAUCUAUCCAUCCACUCGGACCCUCUGAGAGAGGCUGGUUUACCAAGGAGUCAGUCAGCUGAGAGCCACUCCUCUUCCUCCCGCUCAACUGGCCACAGGCAGCUUCCUGUCAUUCCCUGUGGCAACAAGUUCCCCCCUGUCAUUCGCAUCUCAAAAGCACAACUUCAGCAGGUAACAAUACCUAGACCUUCAGUGGCAUCUACACAGUCUGCUUCGGAGAGCUUUCAUUAUGGCCACCAGCUAGAGAAAAGAGAGCUGGAUGCUCAGUCUGUGGAACACACUGUGGAACUUUCCUGUCCAAAGGAAAGUUUGCCAGGUUUGGUUGUGACAGAAGACGCACUUCCAGUUAGUGUCAGCAGACCAGAUUUGGUACUUAAUGUCAACCAGGAGGCGCCUGACAGGGAAGGACUUGUUAAAGAAUCUGUAAGCGUCCUGGACUGUGGCCAGAAAGACCUACCUGAACAACAUGGUGGGAUACAGGAAGAGAAAGAAUUUGAAAAUAUUCCUGUAGAGGCAGCUGAGGAAGAAAGGCUUCUGGUGGUUUCUGAGGACGCAGUUGAAAUGUUAAGCAAAGAACAAAAUUCUUUGCCAGGAAUCUCAAAAUCUGUAGAGGAAGAACCUCUAACGAAUACUGAAGCUGCUGAAGAAUCAAAGCCAAGGCCCCUCUGUUUGGAGCCAAAUCAAGAUGAGGUUCUGAAGUCCAUAGCACCUAAAGCAUCAGAAUUUUCUCUCUCAAGACUUACCAGCCCACAUGUUAAUAGACAGGCAAGCAAGAUAGCACCAGUUCAGGAAAAUGGUUUUCAUUCUAAUAAGGAAGAAGUCCAUAUCCAAGACUUGAAAUGCCACCAAGUGGCCCUUACUACUUUUUUGCACCAGGAGGACAAAAAAGAGAAAAAUGCUCCAAGAAAUGGAGAGUUAAUCCACUGCAUUUCAGAAAAUGAGAGUUCUCAUCGAUCUAAGAAGGACUUAGUUAAAUCUCCUUUUGUAUUUAGGCAGAGUCGAAUCCCAGUUUUGGCACAAGAGAUAGACUCCACAUCAGACUCAUCUUCUCCUGUUUCAGCAAAGGAAAAGCUGCUUCUAAAAAAGGCCCAUCAGACAGACUUGGUCAGACUGCUUAUGGAAAAGAGACAGCUCAAAUCUUUCCUUGGUGACCUCUCAAGUGCCUCUGAUAAGUCACUGGAGGAAAAAAUGGCUGCUGCUCCAGUCCCGUUUUCUGAGAAUGAUGUCUUAUCCUCUUUUUCUAGAUUGACACUGGACUCUCAUUUCAGCAAGCAGACAGAAGAUAGCUCUUUAUCUCCAAGCAGCCCUCAGUCCAGAAAAAGCAAGAUUCCAAGGCCAGUGUCCUGGGCAACCGCUGAUCAAGUCACCAGUUCAAGUUCAACUCCAUUCUUUCCUCGGCCACCACCAGGAAAACCGCCUACUAGACCUGGGGUAGAAGCUAGGUUACGCAGAUACAGAGUCCUAGGAAGUAGCAGCUCGGACUCAGAUCUUAUCUCUCGUCUGGCUCAAAUCCUACAGAAUGGAUCUCAAAGACCAAGGAGUUCUACCCAGUGUAAGAGUCCAGGAUCUCCACAUAGUCCAAAAACACCACCCAAAAGCCCUGUCAUCCCCCGACGCAGUCCCAGUGCCUCCCCUAGGAGCUCUUCUUUACCCCGUACUGCCAGUUCUUCUCCGUCCCGGUCUGGGAGACCUCAUCAUGAUCAGAGGAGUUCAUCCCCACAUCUUGGGAGGAGUAAAUCACCUCCUAGCCAUUCAGGCUCCUCAUCUUCUAGGAGGUCCUGCCAACAAGAGCACUGUUGCAACAAACCAAGCAAGAACGGUCUGAAAGGAUCUGGCAGUUCCUGCCACCAUUCCCCAAACACUAAGACUCCCACAGGAAAGAGCAAAUCAAACACUAAGCUUAGCAGAUAGGAACUGGGCCUUGACAGGAUCUCUGUAGGGAACGUAAGAGUACAGCACCUUUUGCUAUAUUCAGAAGAGAAUAGUGAGUCAGAAGAGUAACACAAGAGUGCAAGCCUGGAAAAGAUGCAGCCAGCUCUCCCUAAUGAUUCCUGUCGUGGGGACACUGGAUGCGUAGGAGACCUUUCAGUUACUGAUCUGCUUGCUGUAGUCAUUUGCCUCUCCAGCCAGCAUCUGUGCUUUUUUAUUUAACCUCUGCCAA